AUGGGCACACAAGAUGGCACUCAGCAAGUGAUUAUAGAGCUCUCUGACAUGAUUGUCACAGAUCCAUCCCAUACAGAUGAUAAUUAUUACAAAAAUUUAAUUGAUAAAUUUAAUUGUGAGAUGAGAAGAAGUUGCUGCAGAAAAAGAAAGCAAUCAAGUCCUAUGGGAUUUGAAAUGCAAUUUCAACUGGUUCACAAAUUCGGAACUGGAAGGAAUGGCAAUUCUCAACAAGAAUUACACUCACCAACGGAUAUUGCCAUUUCCUAUCAUCAUUCCUGCAUUCUCAUUAACGAUCAACAAAACAGAAGAAUUCAAUUAUUCGAUCUUGUGACAAAACAAUUCAAAAUCUCUCUCUUACAACCUCUUGGAAAACACUCUUUAACGAUUGCCCUACAAGAAAAUUACAAUAAUUUUGAUCAAGAUGCAUUACUCAUUGGUUGUAGCAAACACAUUCAAAAACAUGAUUUACAAAUUUUGGUACGGAGAGGAGGCAAUCGGGUGUGUCUAGACGCCCUUCUCUGGGAAGCCAAAGAGAAUUUGCAACAGUAUGACAUGAGGGGGUUGGCUGUGAAAUAUUCCUUUACGAAUUCAUUGAUUUUUGCAGCUUGUGUUAAUCCUUUUUCAGAUUUGAGUAGUCAAAUUGCAAUUUUAGAUGCAACAACAGGUCAAUGUAUGCAAACCUUUGCAUUUGGGAAAUCUCCUCGUGGAAUGUGUUUUUCUCCUCGACAUGAUCUUUUAUUGGUUUGCUCCACUCAUGAAAGUACAAUUUUAAUUUUCCAAGUCACACUGAAUUCAGGAACGAAUGAAGAGAAAUGGGAACAAAUUUCACAGUUUGGAAAAUGGGGUCACCACGAAGGUGAAUUUCAUCAUCCUCGUUCGAUUGUAUUUAAUGCAAAAUUCGGUCAUUGGAUUGUCUCUGAUUGGUUGAACGGCAGAGUUCAAAUUUUUAAUGAGAAGGGUUGUUUUGUCAAAAGUUAUGGGAAAUAUGGUGAUUUGGAUAACCAAUUCAAUGGUCCCAGUGGAGUUUGUCUUGAUGAGGAAACAGGUGAAUUGUAUAUUUGUGAUGGUGGAAAUGAUCGUGUAUUGGUUUUCAAAUAA
This is a messenger RNA of Naegleria lovaniensis, 1098 nucleotides long. RefSeq lists its product as uncharacterized. Lineage: Eukaryota; Heterolobosea; Eutetramitea; Acrasida; Naegleriidae. Gene Ontology annotation, molecular function: protein binding. The transcript has a single exon. The coding region runs from base 1 to 1098 and encodes 365 amino acids. The record is from RefSeq and is a predicted model, not a curated record.